This is a messenger RNA of Lolium rigidum, 1344 nucleotides long. RefSeq lists its product as uncharacterized. The record is from RefSeq and is a predicted model, not a curated record. Lineage: Eukaryota; Viridiplantae; Streptophyta; Magnoliopsida; Poales; Poaceae. The transcript is spliced from 2 exons. The coding region runs from base 131 to 1324 and encodes 397 amino acids.
GGGGCUUCACGGGACCGAUUACGCCCUCGACUACGGUGUCGGCACCACCACGCCCUUCUUGCUCAGCUGCCGCUACCUCGCCGAUUUGGCCACUGCACCAUCCGUGUUCCUUUGGCCGCUAAAAGGAAGAAUGGAAAAUCCAAGUGGCCUCAAUCCUCCAGUCCUUCCUACCAACCCUGCCACCAUGGAGACAGAGUUUGCAGAGUGGUCCUCGCUCCCAGCCGAGCUCAUCAACCGAAUUGCAGACUGCUUCCUGGCUACCAGUGAUCUUGACUACUACAUGGACUUCCGGGCUGUCUGUCAAAGCUGGCGCUCCGCCACCGACGACCCCAAGAAUACCUCGGACCCUCGCUUCCGCCCCCGCCAUUGGGUCAUCAUCGACAAGGUCUGCAAGAGUAAGACAUACCUCUUGGUGAACACAAUCACUGGCCGCUUCCUCCGCAAGGAACUCCCGGUGCUCCGCGACUAUUAUGUUCCCAUUUCCACCCGGGAUGGUCUCCUCAUUUUGAUGGACAUAAAAACCUACCAUACUGUGAGCGUCCUCAAUCCUUUCACAGGAUACUUGAUUCGUUUCGUUGCGCCCCUGUCUGACGAGUUUGUGGAGUCUGCAACUCUUCUCGCUGGUUCAUCACCCACACUUGUCCUGCUGUUAUGCAACAAGUUGUACUUUGAUAAUGACCCUGAGGGCUCGCUACGUGAUUCAUCUCGUAAGAUCUACAUGGGUGAUCCUAGCAGCGAAAGUUUCGUCGUGUACGAAGACAAGAAGGCUUGCCCUUUGAUCAGGCUGGCUGUCAGAGGUAUCUACAACAAUGGCGAGUCGGGAUUGGUGUCACCGUUUCCACCUGCUGGGGCCAAAGGUAUCUUUGAUCUUAUGAGGUAUUUCAAUGCGGAUCCUGCUGAGAUGUCUGAUGAUGAAGAUACCAUGAUGUCUGAAGACGAAGCUAUAUGGAAUUUCUGGAUAGGAUAUGGCAACCGUUGUUACCUGCUGGAAUCUGCUGGAGAAAUAUUGAUCAUCAUCAAGCUAAAAGAAGGCAUGGAGAUAUACAAGAUGGUCACAGACAAAUAUAUACUCGAGCAUGUGAAGGACAUUGGAAACCGUGCCAUCUUCCUAGGUGGGUACUGUAGGUGCAUGUCUGUUAAUGCUGAUAUGUUCCCAUCAGUUGACGCCAACUGCAUCUAUUACAUAAAAGGCGAAGAUUUCUCCGGAGGCAUCAGCAUGUACAACCUACUGCGCCGGAGAGAAAAAAGAAUCUCGAAAGGCAUACCUUAUGCUUCUCCCUACACAAUUAUCCAGCUCCUCUCUAGUAGCUUAACUGGAUGUUAGGCUUCCAUUGCUGAUGAUGG